AUGUCGUUCUACGAAUUGUUUCGUUUUGUUGUGCUUUUCUCAUCAGCUUUUGCUUUCAACAAAACCGAGACCAUUUCAUUCGGAAACUGCAUUAUUUCUGCACUUCGUCCGCUGGAAAACAUCGAUGGAAAUUUCAUUCAUAUUUUCUCGCACGAUGGAAACCUGAAUGGUAAUUUAUUCCAUAAUAUCGCACAUCGAUCAAAUCAAAGUUUCAUUAUAUCGAACAAAAUAAUAAAAUUUUUCAACGAGUAUUAUCGCAGGAUACCUUCUGCUUACGUAAUAUUUACACCUAGUUUACACCACUUGAGAAAAUUAUUCGAUGUAAUCGACGUAUCUCAUUAUAAUUGGUACCCCAGGCAAAGAAUCGUGGUGGUGUUUACCGAAACAGUAGUAUCUUCUAAUGAGAGACUAAUAGCCGAAGAUAUUGUAAUAAUUUUAAACGAUUACGAUAUCACCGAUGUAUUGAUAUUGCUUAAUAGUAAACAUUCAACGAGAGCCUAUACUUGGUUCCCAUUCAGUGCCAGAAAUCAUUGCAGAACUCGUGCUCAUGUUACUUUACUCGAUGAAUGUGGCGAAAAGAGACCUAUAUUUCGCAAGAAUCUGUAUCCUACAAAAAUACCACAAAAAUUUACCGGAUGUGUUUUCACAAUGGGUGGAUUUCAUUGGCCACCGUACGUGUACUAUGACAACAUUACGAAGAAUUUUAGCGCCGGAUAUAAUUACAUAGCGCUUAAUUUAUUGGCUGAAAAACAUAAUUUAACUUUAAAAUACGCCAGUGCCGAAGAAGGAAGUCGUUGGGGAUCGCAACUUGAUAAUGGAACGUGGACCGGUGGUCUUGGAUUAUUGCAAAGAUCCACCGCUGAUAUAUCAACUGGAGGUAGUUUGAUGACGAUAAUGCGAAUGAAUACUUUCGAUUGUUCUACCACUUAUAAUUCUAUUUAUAUGAAAUUCUAUUUGGUUCUACCAUCCAAACUACCCCACUGGAAAAACAUGAUAGACAUCUUCUCUACGCAAUUUUGGUCGAUAAUCGUGGCGGUUUACUUGAUAAUCUCUUUCAUAAUGUAUUUCGUGUCUAAUUUGAAUAAAAAGGCCGAAAAAUUAUAUUACAGGCGACUCUCGAAUACUUUUCUAAUUCUUUGGGGAGUCGCAUUCGGUAAUUCCACAAAUUGCAUACCAAAGUCGCAAGCGGUCCGUAUCAUUUUCUUUUUAUGGCUAAUCUAUAAUUUCCAUAUCACGCUGGUGUAUACUUCGUCUUUAUUGAGUUUUAUUACGAAGCCAGCGUACGAAGAUCCGAUACGAACCUUAAAACAAUUAUCACGUACUGAUUUAAAAAUAGUCAUGGUUAAACAAUUCGCACAAAUCAGUAGUAAAAUGGAUGAAGAUUUCAGAGCUCUGUUGGCGAGUAAAACUGAUCCACAACUAGAUCACAUUGAAACUAUCGAGGAAAUGUUGAAAAGAAAAGAUGUGGUUGUGUUGGAUACUGCUGAUCAUUUUGAAAUAUUUGCAAAAGAUAAAUUGAAUAAAGUUUACAGCUUGGACGAUUUUGUCAGGUUGAAUCCGUGUUUAUAUUUGAGAAAAGGCUCUGUAUUUCUGAAAUACGUGGAUCAUAUCCAAUUAGACGUUUAUGAAAAUGGCAUGUUUCAAAAACUAAUGGAAGACUACAGAGAUCUUCGUAAAAAUGAGAAACUUUCACGCAAUAGUUACAAUGAGGUGCUUCCAUUAAUGUUUCAAGAAUUAUCUGGAUCUUUUUACGUUUUAUUAUUCGGAUUAUCCCUUUCGAUUGUUACGUUUUUUGUGGAAAUCAUUUACAAAAAAAUUAAAAUGUAA
Molecule: messenger RNA, 1827 nt
Organism: Planococcus citri (citrus mealybug)
Lineage: Eukaryota; Metazoa; Arthropoda; Insecta; Hemiptera; Pseudococcidae
Product: glutamate receptor 2-like
Exons: 3
Coding region: 1-1827 (608 amino acids)
Cellular component (GO): membrane
Molecular function (GO): ligand-gated monoatomic ion channel activity
Source: RefSeq, a predicted model, not a curated record